CGCGACCGUAUCAAUCAGUGCAAUGUGCGUCGCGACGGGCGCGACUGAGAAACGCUGAGAAAGGCGAAAGGCCGUGAGACAUUCCAUCGUGAGAAUAGGCCGUGAUGCGCCACUGAAUAAAAACCGAAGUAUAACCUUCUUGGGACACGGUAUGCACGUUAACGUCAGUCUGAGCUGGUCUGAGCCGGCAGUGUUUCUAGUAGAAACGAAGCUUUGUGCUGCUUCGUGGCAUUCUUUAUGUUCCAGAAAGUAGUUGCCCACUGAGAGAUUUAAAUAAGAUCCUCAGUACAACAGAUGUAGUACCUUAUCUAAAUACUAAUUUUCAAGAACCUUUCUAAAGUACCAACUUUGAUUUUUUUGACUAAGUGAUGUAGUUAAAGAACUGUGGAGAUUGUUAUUGUUGGAAUCAGAUGCACAUUAAGUAUUCCUUAUUUUUUGAAGGUUUGGAUAGUUAAAUAAACCAAAGCAGCAUGGAUGUUUUACCUCUAACCGAUGAAUCUUAUCAGAAAUUGUUCCUACGAGGUUAUCCUACCAAACUUUUAAUUCCUGUGAUUGUGGAUACUUUGACCAAAGAUAGUGAUUUCAACAGUCAAAAACAAUUUCUGGAAAAUACAAUUUCUCUUCCAUUAGUUAAACAAUAUCCACUUAAAAUCGAAUAUAUGCAAUCAUUAAUGAAACUAAUUAUAUUAGAGCUUGAAAACAAAGGCUUAGAAGUGUGCAAUGAGUUUUAUGAGACAUUUUUUGAACUAACUAACACACAUGCUAAGAGUGCAACUCAUUUUAAACAUUAUAUGUUACGUGAGUCUAUAGAACACUGUAUCACUAUUCAAGAAAGUUCAAAUUUUAUAGGGGAAGGAACUACUGGGUUGCAUACUUGGCAAGCGUCACAGGCACUAGUUAACUGGUGCAUUACACACAAAUUCAGACUACAAAAUAAAUGUAUUCUUGAAUUGGGGUCUGGAGUUGGACUUGCUGGCCUUGCUGUAAGUUCAGAAUGUGAGCCCCAGACAUUCUGGUUUUCAGAUUGUCAUCCUUCAGUCCUGGGUAUGCUCCUUUCCAAUGUGAAAGUAAAUGUUGAUCGUGAAAUUGACUCAAAACUCUCUGAUACACUAGAAAAAGAUAAUUUCUUUAAAGUAAGUUCAUUUGGCAUGCCAAAUGGAGUUGAAGAAAACAUUUUGUAUCAAGGGAGAAUGAAGAACACUAGUGUAUAUGUUAUGAAUUUACCAUGGGAAGAUAUUCCAAAUUUGAAUAUAAGCCAAGGAAUUAGCCCAGAUAUAGUUUUAGCAGCGGAUGUAGUGUACGAUUCCACAAUACUUGAAUCAUUGUGCAGUGCCCUGUGUCAUUUAGUGAACAAAAAUUGUAUUGCUGUUGUAGCAUGUACUGUUCGGAAUGAAGAUACAACAAAGGAGUUCCUAGAGAUGCUAGAAAAAUUACAUGUUUCUGUGGAGAUGGAAGAAACAACCAAAUUCUUGGAAUUUUUAAAUCUAGAUGAAAUGCCAGUUAGAGUAUAUAAGUUAUCACGAUUUAAUCCGUCCUAAUUCUGAACAAUCCUCUUAAGAUUUAUUUCUUUUAUAAACAGUGAAGAAGCAAAGCAAAUGCUUUGUGGUUAACCUGUGAAAUUAACUCUGUAAUUGAAAUUUUAAAGAGUAUUUCCAAUUAUACAUUGUUUUAAUUCAUUUUUCAUCAUUAUUGUUCAUUUUAGAAUUAUAUCAUAUGGAGAAAAAACAUUCUAAUUUGAAGAUCUGUGAUUCCUUGAAAAACUGUUUGUUUUAGGAGUCAAAGAGAAGAAUGGUUGCUAAUGUACAUAGGCAGAUCCAGCCAUUUUUUUUAGGGUGGCUAUUGUAGAUUUUUGUUAAAUAAUAAAUAUAUUUGUUAUUAUGUUGUAUAUUAUUUAUGUACUGUAGAUAUGAUAGUAUU
Messenger RNA from Gryllus bimaculatus (two-spotted cricket), 1917 nucleotides. Lineage: Eukaryota; Metazoa; Arthropoda; Insecta; Orthoptera; Gryllidae. The record is from the annotation of a GenBank genome assembly.